AUGAGAGCAGCUUACCAUAAUUUAUUGCAUAACCAAUGUAAAAACAAGUGCAGUAAUAUAUAUGAUGAUAUAAGAGGAGCCUUCUUCAAAUGGGCUAAGGAUCUAUGGGACUAUGAAUAUAACUUUAGUACUUUGAAAGGGCACCCGGACUGUAGCGGAUAUACCUCUAAUCCUGAAUAUAUUAGGCAAUUAGAGGCAGCGAAGAAAGCAUAUUCAAAGUUAUGCGAAAAAUGUAAUGAUGAAGAUAGUGUUGAUAGUUAUUGUGUGAAUUAUAAAAGGAAACAUAAUAUAAAUAGGAGAAAGUGCACAGCUGAGGGGCCAACGGAAUUAAAAUGUAACAAAAUACUGGAACCGGUGGUCCAAGCACCUGUGGUAGUAGAGACGAUUGCAGUGCAACAUGAUCAGGGUCCUGGAAUUAAAGAACAGGCUUCGAAGCCUGAGGGAACUGAGGAAGAAACUUCAGAAGUAAAUGGGGAGAAAUAUCAAGACGGGAAAGGACUUGAAUUAAGUGCAAAAGAUUUACAGUCCCAUUCAGGAGAAGAACUUGGAGGUGUUAAAGAAUUCAAUACCAUGAAUAUGGAAGAAAAUAUACGUGCAGUAGAUGCACCAUCCCUCCCCGGUAGUACCAUUACUGCUUCUGCCGCUACACUAAUAGGAAUGUCACUUGUAACCUUCCUUUUAUACAAAGUAUAA
This is a messenger RNA of Plasmodium cynomolgi strain B, 693 nucleotides long. RefSeq lists its product as hypothetical. Bases 1 to 693 code for a protein of 230 amino acids. NCBI's taxonomy places the organism in Eukaryota, Apicomplexa, Aconoidasida, Haemosporida, Plasmodiidae. The transcript is spliced from 2 exons. The record is from RefSeq and is a predicted model, not a curated record.